AGUGAUUCUCUCUGAGUCAAUUUUUUUCUGCGUUAAGGGAUUUUGGGAUUUGUUUCUUUUGUGAAAGAAGAAGAUGGAACUAGAUCUUUCUCCUAAGUUGGCUAAGAUAGUGUACGGCGGGGAUGGUGGAAGCUACUCUGCUUGGUGCCCCAAUGAACUCCCAAUGUUGCGUGAAGGCAACAUCGGUGCCGCCAAGUUGGCCCUUGAAAAGAACGGAUUUGCCCUUCCUCGGUAUUCAGAUUCAUCGAAAGUUGCUUAUGUUCUACAAGGAACCGGUGUUGCUGGAAUUAUUCUCCCUGAAUCUGAGGAGAAAGUAAUAGCAAUCAAGAAGGGUGAUGCCAUUGCUCUCCCUUUCGGUGUCAUUAGCUGGUGGUACAACAAGGACGAUUCUGAAUUGGAGGUUCUCUUUAUGGGAGAUACCUCUAAAGGUCACAAGGCCGGCCAAUUUACAGAUUUCUUUUUGACUGGCGCUAAUGGUAUCUUCACUGGCUUCACAACCGAUUUUGUCAAAAGAGCAUGGGAUGUGGAUGAUAAUACUGCUAAGGCUCUCAUCGGCAACCAACAAGGUAGAGGCAUUGUCAAGCUUGAUGCCAGCGUUAAGAUGCCUGAACCGAAGCCUGAUCACCGAAAAGGAAUGGCUUUGAACUGCGAGGAAGCUCCUUUGGAUACUGAUAUCAAGAACGCUGGAAAUGUCGUGCUCUUGAAUACAAAAAAUCUUCCUUUGGUUGGUCAGGUGGGGCUUGGUGCUGAUCUGGUUAGAUUGGAAGGCAAUGCAAUGUGCUCCCCGGGGUUCUCUUGUGAUUCAGCUUUGCAGGUAACCUAUAUUGUCAAGGGCAGCGGCCGUAUCCAAGUUGUUGGUGUCGAUGGAAAAAGGGUCUUGGAAACCAUUGUGAAACCGGGUAACCUGUUGAUUGUGCCGAGGUUCUUUGUUGUUUCAAAGAUUGCAGAUCCGGAGGGUUUGUCGUGGUUCUCGAUCAUCACCACUCCCAACCCUGUAUUCACUCACUUGGCUGGAAGCAUUGGGGCAUGGAAGGCUAUAUCCCCUGAAGUUUUGCAGGCAGCUUUCAAGGUUCCGGCUGAGACGGAGAAGCUUUUCCGGUCCAAGAGAACCAAUGAUGCCAUUUUCUUUCCACCGCCGAAAUGAAGAAUCAAAUCUCUUAAGCUGUCGCUAGUUUUAGUUUUUUAAAAUAAAAAAAAAAUUGUUUUUAGGAUGUUUAGCGAAUAAACUAUUUUUCUUUCGGUUUAUGUUAGUGAUGUAAUAUGAACGAAUUAAAGGUUCUCAUAAUAUUACUUUCUUUCUUCGCAAAA
Messenger RNA from Hibiscus syriacus, 1308 nucleotides. RefSeq names its product glutelin type-B 5-like. The transcript has 3 exons. The record is from RefSeq and is a predicted model, not a curated record. Gene Ontology annotation, molecular function: nutrient reservoir activity. Lineage: Eukaryota; Viridiplantae; Streptophyta; Magnoliopsida; Malvales; Malvaceae. Bases 74 to 1144 code for a protein of 356 amino acids.